GGGUUGUCCGUGGGCUGGAAGAUUCAGUACGGAGUUUAAAGUGCAGUUGAACACAAACAUGAAGUGGCUUCUGUUGACGGUUUUGUUGUACGGAUUAGCUACGGCUGCCAAACUUCGCGAACCCUCGAAACGUGUUCCGAUGGGUGAGUUGGCCGAACGGACCGAAGAGUUCCGAGUGGCGUUCGAUGAACUGCACACCGAGAAGGAUGGAUUCGUUCAAAUUACCCGACUUUUGUCCAGUGGAGAACUCCAUCUGCUGAACAGGGCUUCGCUGACGGUGAUUGGUCACGCGUGGAGCAAUAUUACGAACCAUUUCAACGAAACGUUGGAAAGUAUAGACAGUUCGGAUGGUGCCGAGGAUUGCCUGGAGGAACUGAGGGAGGAAAUACUGGCGGAACAGAUUCGUGCUGCCGACGAGAUGAGCGAAUGUGCUGCGUUCAAGAUUCAAAUCAAGGAAGGCCUUUCGGACGAAUUCCGUGCGUUGGGCAACACGCUGCAGAUCAUUUCGACCAUGGCGGCCGAAUACACGCUGUACACCUUCGCCAUUCACAACUCUUUCAUCGAAUCGGCCGACCAUCUGGACUGGCUAGAGCGGAACUUCGAGUUGCAGCGUAAUUUUUGGGACACAACUGCCCGGAUCGAAGCCCAAGCCGAUUUGGAUGCCAUCGAGGCAAACCGUCCGGCAUUGAUAAAGGAGUUCACCGAAUGCUUGAGCCACAUCCCGGAGGUGCUGGACGAGUUCAACGAGGACAUCCUGACGCGAUUGGAGCAGUGUUAGGGAGUUGUUUUUUUGAGAAUAAAUUCUGUAGAUUUCUGACCAUCA
Messenger RNA from Malaya genurostris, 823 nucleotides. RefSeq lists its product as uncharacterized. Bases 59 to 778 code for a protein of 239 amino acids. The transcript has 2 exons. The record is from RefSeq and is a predicted model, not a curated record. NCBI's taxonomy places the organism in Eukaryota, Metazoa, Arthropoda, Insecta, Diptera, Culicidae.